Messenger RNA from Liolophura sinensis, 5481 nucleotides. Its product is annotated as protein hu-li tai shao-like. The coding region runs from base 183 to 2594 and encodes 803 amino acids. Gene Ontology annotation, cellular component: postsynaptic density; plasma membrane; cytoskeleton. The transcript is spliced from 20 exons. Gene Ontology annotation, molecular function: actin filament binding. NCBI's taxonomy places the organism in Eukaryota, Metazoa, Mollusca, Polyplacophora, Chitonida, Chitonidae. The record is from RefSeq and is a predicted model, not a curated record.
CAGCCAAUCGCCGGCCACUUUCCUGUCUGCCAUCGCUUGUAUAUUUGCAUAAUUCCGAUGCUUGUUUGAGGGUAUCUGGGUCACAGCUCGUUGAGGUUUGGGAGGAGUGAAACUUGUACCUUUUGCCGAUCAAAUUAGGGCACACUGAUAUCCCGUAGCUGGCUUAGCCGUUGCCUGGCGCUAUGACAGACUCAGCCCCCCAGAUGAACGGGCCAGCCAGCCCUUCCGGCAAGUACAUCGACUCCAUAGAUCCAGAUGACCCAGAAUACCAGCGAAGUAUGCGCCGUCCCGCAGAUGUCAAGGAAGAUGUCCAGCAGAUGGAACAGCGCAAGCGUGUGUCACUUGUCCUCAAUAGCCAAGCUUUUCGAGAGGAGCUCGAACACGUAGUGGAAGAUCACCUGAAAUCUGGCCAGAACCCAGCCAGCCUAUUAGCCCUUCAACAGAUCACAGACUUGCUCCUGCCUCACAUGAGUGUCAACAAAGGUGUCAUCUCCAGGGGAUCUACACCAGUCAUACCCAUCAACGAUAUUCGUGGUGUUGACUCUCUUAACUACAGCAAGGUGGAGAAGCUUAUCCGGUGUAAAUUGGCUGCCCUCUACCGAUUGGUCGACAUUUUUGGCUGGACCCAUGGCAUCUAUAAUCACAUCACAGCUAGAAUUAACCAGGAGCAGGAACACUUCCUCAUCAACCCGUUUGGUGUUCUCUAUGGGGAGGUAACUGCGGGUAGCCUGGUGAAGGUGGACAUGCAAGGUGAAAUCCUUGACCUGGGCACAACAGCCCUGGGGGUGAACAAGGCGGGCUUUACACUGCACUCUGCCAUCCACCAGGCUAGGCCUGAUAUCAAAUGUAUCAUCCAUCUCCACACCCCAGCUGCUGUUGCUGUGUCUGUCAUGAAAUGUGGAUUGUUACCAAUCUCACAAGAGGCUCUUAUCUGUGGUGGAAUUAGUUACCAUGACUACAAUGGAAUUUUAGUGGACAAUGAUGAAAAGGAAAUUUUAACCAGAAAUUUAGGACCAGUGAAUAAGGUCUUGUUCCUGAGGAACCAUGGAAUUGUAGUGUGUGGCUCUACCAUCGACGAGGCAUUCCAUUAUGCCUUUAAUGUAAUGGCAGCUUGUGAAACACAGAUACGUGCAAUACCUGCAGGGAUUGAUAAUCUAGUACAGGUGAGCGAUGAGCCGAGACGACAGGCGUUCCUGGUGGGCAGUCAGGGAGGGGGAGGUGUGGAUAUGGGCAGUGGAGGACGCAAGUGGAGGGUCGGGGAGCUGGAAUUUGAGGCCCUCAUGAGACUACUAGACAAUGCUGGUUACAGAACUGGCCAUGUCUACCAUCAACCAAUCAUAAAGCGAGAGAAAAAAGAAAGGUCCAAUAGUGAUGUAGAGAUCCCCCCAUCUUCCAGUUCCUUCACAUACGUCUUUGAUGGAGACUAUGAAUCUUCUAAAUACAGGUCCCCUCUGAAGGCAGCUCUGGAGAGGCAGAAACAGCAAUAUAAGGCUGGCUGGUUGAAUUCACCUAACACAUACGCAAAGCAGGAGAUAGACGAAACUGGCACAACAAACCCUAAGAAAAUCACACGGUGGGUACCUGAAGGUUCACCGACUAACGCUGGUAGAGCAGUGAAGAUAGAAAACCCAAACCAAUUUGCCCCACAGGGAGAUAACCCUAAAGAAUUCAGACAAAAACAGAAACAGAUCAAGAAGGAUUAUUAUGAGGAGAAAGUGUCCGCUGGACCACAGUCUAAAAUCCUGGAGGGUGUCACAUGGGACGAGGCACAGAAAAUGAAAGAUGGUAACUUGAGUGGCACAGCUGACCAGGUGAUUGUGUUCGGAGCUGCCUCCAAGGGUAUCAUCCAGAGGGACCAUCAGCACAACGCUGUCGUCUACAAGUCACAGUACACUGCCAACCCCUUCGAGAAUGUGACAGAGGACGAGCUAGAAACUUACAAGCGUCAGGUAGAGGGCAAAGGAACUGGGGAUAAUGACUUAUCUCCUGGCCCAGAUGGUAAACUGAUUUCAUCAGACGAGAGAAUCCAACAAAUUCAACAGUCACGAGAUGGCGGGGGAGAUGCAAGAAAGUCUGAUGGAGAAACUAGCCCAGUGUUUGUGGAAUCCAGUGUUGAUACCGAGGUGCCCAAUGGGGCAAUGCCUGAGAGUCCCCGUCGUCGCGAGCCAGAGGAAGGCAGACAGGAGGCACAGCGAGGGCGGAGACGCUCGAAAGAAACAAAUAUUGAUGAACCUUACCCUGUACCUGUUCCUAAACCUGCACCGCGAUCAGUGGAGCCUGCACGACAAGCCCCUGUCCAGCGCUCUGAAUCAGCCCGCCACCCAGAACGCUCAAGAGAUCUUAUUGACGAGUUACAACAGCGUGGUGUUGAUCGGUCGCAAUCUGAACGGCGGAGGAGAUCUGGAGGUGAAGUAGAAGGCAAGCCUGGUUCCCCGACCAAGUCGACUGACAGUGCUAGCGGUGGCGAUACCCUGGAUGAGAGCAGAGAGGGCUCCCCGACCAAGGACAUGCCCUCUUCGCCCACAAAGGAAAAGAAAAAGAAGAAGAAAUUCCGAAUGCCCUCAUUCUCAAAGAAGAAGAAGGAAAAGGAGUGAACUUGGACAAUAUGAGCGUUGUCUGCCGGCUAGCCUGUGACCUCUACAGCUUGAUGCUUGUACAUUGUACUCUCCUUUUGACGGUUCCCUCUGAGCAAGGAUGACUCUAUGCUGGCUAUUAUCUGCCAUUGCUAUACUAUGUGUGCAUUCUGUCUGGACUGACAACGGUCCUAUUUCUCCUCUCCAGCAUUGACUGAUUGAUAUGUUUGGUGAAGGCUGUGUGGUGUGCUAGAUGUUGGGGGGAUGGGAUGGAUGGGGUGGGGGGCUGAUUCAGGUUUUACAUGUAGGAAAACUCUGUACUGCCAGGGUUUGUUUUUUUAAUGACUGUAAAUUUGUCUGCAAUUCUCUUCUGUUUUUUUUUUUACUAGUUCUUUCCUCCAUAUUGCUUGCUUUAGACACGUGUAGAAUAGGUUCUUUACUUCUACAGGUGUUCUAAGAUCACCUACAAUUACUUAUCUAUUGUUGUGGUUGAAUUCGUUUUAAGCUCAGCAAAAUGAAUUCUGAACACCAUUUGACUGACAAAGCUUUUUAUUAAUCUUGGGGUUCUCUCAUACAUUAAAUGGACCAUUAGGGAUAUUUCAUAACUUGCCAAACAUCAUUGAGAUGAAUUACAACAUGCUUUGUUGUGUCACUUGGCAUGAGUGUGCCAAGUUCUAAAGUCACUCUUCCAUUUUGAAUUCAUUCAACAGGCAACUAGAUUGUGCAUCCGUGAUUAUUUUACUAGCACCUUGAUGACCCUGUUUUAGCAUAUCGAGAGAAGAAUAUAAAUGUAAGAGGUGUUUGUAUGCUGUGGAAAUUGCAGUGUUCAUGUUUUAGCCAAAGCAUCCACAUUGUUCAUUACAAGUAUUGUUUAGUGGUUUCCUGUGUUGUUUUGCUUCAUAAAUAUAGCAAAGGUGAUCAUGAUUGAGAAAGUAGAGAAAUGUGCUUGGGAGUCAGGUUUUGUUUCUCUUUUCAUUUUGUUUAGCAUUUGUUGACUCCCAAAAUGAUGCUCAAUAUUUUAAAAUAAACUGACUUUGAUAUAUAUAGCUUUUACUGUAGUCACAAUUAAUCGAAAAAGAAAAUGAUCACCAUUAUAUAGAUGUAUUAGGAGAACAUUUAAUAUGAUAUGAUGCAAAUUAGUACUAGCGUAGUUUUAAUGAAUUUGCCUUCUGAAAUGAAUGUAUAUAAACAUGAAAGCCUAAAGUGUUAGAUGUACUACAUUGUACCGGGUUACUUCACUCUUUCGACUUCUGCUUAUAAACUGUACCUGAACAUAACACAGAUAUUUCAUUAUGACAGACCCUUUGCGUCAAAGGACAACUUAUGGAAGAUGGAAUGGUGAAUACAUGUGAUUGUUGUGGGGUUUUUUUUUGUUUGUUUGUUCUUUUUCCAUUUUUAUGUGAACCAGGAUGCAGCUUUGGGCUUCAGUGAGAAUUUUUAACCAAUUUGUUUCCAAAUGACAUGCAGUUAAAAAGAUGUGCGAGUUUUUACGCAUGUGGUAUACAGUUGUUAGUUUGUAUGUGUUGAUGUUUGUUCUUGGACUGUAUUGGGGGUUGGUGAUGUCCUUGUGAAACAGUCUAUGGCUGGUACAACAUUUCGGUGGGGCGCCAAGAUCUGAAUGGCUCCUUUGUGCGGUUUUUGAAGUAACCUCUACAAAAAUGGCAGUGCACAUAGCCAUUAUUUAGUAACCAACGAUGUAUGAGGAAAUGUUAUUUUGUUUAAAUCUUUUUUUGUUUUCUUACCAUAUUUUUUUUUAUUACAGAUUGUGUAUAGAGGUAUUUUUUAAAGUUGUUGUGUAGCCCCUUGUGUUGUGUUGUCAGGAAACCCCCUGCCAUCAGCCAUGUGAUCACAUCCGAACACUGCUGACUGGGCAAUUUAAAACUAACUAACCAACCAGGGCAGCGGCAGUGAGACCUGCUCGCCAAUCAAGGGAGCUAAUCUAGGUGUGAUAGCUGACCCAUGUGUCAUUUGUACAGUAGAAUACAUUCAGAACUUAUUUAACCUUAGCGUAUCAGUACAUGUAGUUUACAGUUCUGUACCCAUUUCAUCAGCCCAAGCUGGUAUACAAAAUUUUAUUUUUUCAAUUUGUUGUAGCAGAUGGCAUUUAGCAGUAUAAGAAGAAAGGCAGGAGAUAUUUUGCAUUUUUUUCUGCUAUUUUGUAAUGAAAUAUUUUGGAAGCGUUUAAUAUUUUAGUUUAUUAUUAAUUUCGGCUCUUGUCCCCAACUAGGUUAGACAUGGGAGUUCAAAUGGGGGAAAAGGGCUGAAUUGGCAUUGAAAGCACAGCCAGGUGUAUACAGAGGUUUACUAUCCUUGCUUGAGCCAGUUGGAUUUUUGGCCUUGUGUACAUUUUGAUGCACACUUUUAGGUUAUUUUGAGGAUCGUAUCAAUCGAAUGAUUAAUAACCAGGUGCCGCCUUGACACUAGUGAAAGGCAAACAGCCUUGAGCAACUCCGGAGAAAAGUUUCUCUUUGUAUAAACCGCCUAUUCUGAUGCUGAUAUUUCUGAAUUUGCCCGCUGAUUGUAGUGUAGUCAGUAGUCACUCAACCGUGUAUUUGUACUUGUGAACGUCUCCAGUGUUUUUAAACAAGACAAUGCCUUUGGUGUAGGUGGACAGAACAUUGACUAGGAUGAGGAAAGCAGAGUUGUCUCCCUCUAGGAUAUCAUGGCUACAUUCUUCCAGAAAUCCGCUUGGCAUUUGUCAAUGAAAUGCAUAGUAUCUGGUAAAGAAAGUCACCAGUCUUUGUUCUGUCUGUCUCUGAAGGCCAGUAUAUGGUGGUUCAUUCGUGGUGACGUCUUCAGUUCGUAGCCUUGUCUUUAUAUGCCUAUGGUAUACUCCAGUGAUGUGAUCGCACAGCUUAUUGUCAGAAAAGUCAAACUGCCUCAAUAAAACGUAACCACUCAACUUCAA